Molecule: messenger RNA, 3891 nt
Organism: Heterostelium album PN500
Lineage: Eukaryota; Evosea; Eumycetozoa; Acytosteliales; Acytosteliaceae
Exons: 5
Coding region: 1-3891 (1296 amino acids)
Biological process (GO): DNA integration
Molecular function (GO): nucleic acid binding
Source: RefSeq, a predicted model, not a curated record
AUGAGUACUAGUAAAAAUAAUACACAAGAAGAUAAUACCAACAGUGAUAAAAGUGUUCAGCAGGAAAAAACACCAGUAGAUAACAAUGAGUGCGAAAGAAUGGAGGAAGAGAACAGUGAGGAAGAGAGUGAAGAAGUUGAGCAAUCAUCAUCAAAUAGUGUUAUAGCAGAGAUACAAUCAUCAAAUAGUGUUAUAACAGAGAAGCAAUCAUCAAAAAGUGUUGUAGCAGAGAAACAAUUAACAUCAAAAAGUGUGGGAGGAAAGAGUGUUAAUCAAAACAACAACAAUAAUAAAACUGCGAAGAAAGUGGUAACACAAAAAGCAGCUGUGGUGGUUGAUGAAGAGAGUGAGGAUGAUGAAGUGGACCAGUUGAGGGAUGAAAUAGAUGAGUUAAAGUUAUUAGUGAAGAGAUUGAGUGUGGGAAAUAAAAAGAGAGACGAUGAGAAGAGAAGAAAGCACAUUGUUAGUUUGGCAAAAGACAUAAAGAAGUUAGAUUCAUUCAGUGAAUUCAAGAUAGAAUUAGAGAAUAAUCUUAAGUUUCAUAAUAUAACAGAAGAGAAAGAGCAAGAUCUUCUAAUUUUAGCCAGUUUGAAUCCUAAGAGACAGGCAAUGAUCGAACAUCUCAAAGAGAAAGAUAAGAGAUAUGACAUCAUAUUAGGAACUUUGGAGAGAUUCGAAGGAACUGUGUGCAAGUUAGAUGUGAAAGGUCAAGCUAUCAAGAAGCUGAACGAAUACAAAUUGAAAGUUGGUGCAGAGAAAUCAGAGAAACAUGCGAACUCAUUGGAAACGUUUAUUCUAUUCUGGAAGGACAAUAGACAUUUACCAGGUUUAUCAGAAGACGCAGCCAAGAUCAUGUUUUUCAAUAAUCUCAAUUACGUUGAAUAUCAAGAAAAGAUAGAAAAAUACAUCUAUAGAAUGGAUUAUCGUGAGAAAUCAUUUCAAAAGAUGUUAGAACACAUAUCUGAAUACUGUGAAGAGUUAUCGAGAGUUAGAGUUAAUCAUCAUGCUCAUCGAAGACCAGAAGAGAAAUCAACUUUUAGACCAACAACAACAACAACAACAACAACAACAACAGAGAAAGAUAGCUCAACAAAGAGAGAGGUGAGAUGUUACAGAUGCAAUGGUAUUGGUCAUAUCAAUAUAGAAGAAGAUAUUGAGAUCAUUUUCGGAUCAGAUAUACUUCAAGAGUUAGAGAUGAAGAUAGAGAUAAGAAAUAAGAAGUGGUAUUUAGAGUUCAAUGGAGUAGAGAUAGUAGUAGUAAAUCAGAAAGUAGAUAAAGAAAUAGUAGUAGAUAGUAAAGUAAAUAAUAAUAAUGAGAAAGAAAUAUUAGAGGAAGUAAGAGAGUUAAUAGUUAAAGAAGACUUAGAAGGAUUGGAGAAGAAGAUGGUGGAAAUCUUUAGUGACGUUAUAGUAGAGAAACCGCCAAACUUCAAAAUCAUGGAAAGAGAUAAUGACAUCAUUCAUAAGAUUGUGUUGAAGAAAGAUGCUGUGGUGAAGAAACAACAUCAGUUCAGACGAUCUUACAAGGAAGAGAUGGACAUACAGAUGAAAGUAGACGAGUUAGAAGAGUUAGGAAUAGUAGAGAAAGUACCAGAAGAGUUUUUAGAUCAAGUAGUAGAAUCACCAAUAUUUGCAGUUUAUAAGAAUAAUUUAAAUGAUGCGACAGUAGAAUUAGAGUACAAGAUUCCAGUUGUAGAUGAAGUAAUCAAUAGUUUGAGAGGAUGUAAAUAUUUUAGCAUCGGAGACGUUGUAAAAGGUUACUUUCAUGUGAAGAUGGAUUUGGAGUCAAGGAAAUAUACAGCAUUCAGGACCCGUAAAGGCAUUUACUGGUAUUUACGUAUGGCUAUGGGUUUGAAUGGAGCACCAGCAAGAUUCGCAGAGUUUAUCGAAGAGAAUUUUAGUGACAUAGUAAAAAAUUAUUUCGAUGAUCUCAUUAGUGGCGAUGUGACGUUAGAAGAGAAUGUAGUUAGAGUAAUCAGAAUGUUGAUUAGAUGUAGAGAGAGACAAAUAUAUUUAAGUAGGAAGAAGUUAAAGCUAUUUAGAUUAGAGAUAGAAAUAUUAGGUAGAACAAUAAGAGAGAAUAUCAUUAAUAGUAGUAGUAAGAAGACAGAGAUACUGGAUAGAAUGGAGUAUCCAACAACACCAAAACAAGUACAGCGAACUUUGGGAUUUUUUAAUUAUUAUCGAAAGUUUGUUGACAAGUUUGUUGAAAAGACCAAACACUUAGAAGAACUUAGAGUUUUCAAGACAGAUUUCGAAAUAAAUGACGAAGCAAAGAGAGAAUUCGAUUUAUUGCGAAAAGAGUUGAAAAAUACAGUAGAUCUAAUGUUGCCGGAUCCAACAAAGGAGUACUUUGUUUAUACAGAUGCAAGCGAUAUCGGUAUAAGCGUGGUGAUCUGUCAGAAAGAUGAGAAAGGAGUGUUGAAACCAGUGUUGUUCAGUGGAAGAAGGCUGAAACCAGGAGAGCAGAUCAAGUCGAUUGGUGCACGUGAACUGUUGGCAAUCAAAUACUUUUUGAAGAAGCAUUCAGAUAUUUUGUUAGGACCAAAGUUAAAUAUAUACACAGAUCAUUUCAAUCUAUUGUAUUUGAAAGAUCAAGCAAUCUUGACGAAGGAUCAGCUCAAGGCAUUGGAAGUGUUGUCACAAUUCAACUAUGAUAUCAAUCACAUUGAAGGAAAGAACAACGUAGGAGCAGAUGUGCUGUCUAGACUUCAGUGUUACCAGAUACCAUUGGAUUUCAGUUACUUGGACGAGAUUAAGAACAGUUAUAAGUCAAGUAAGGAUGUCGAAUUGGUAAAGUUACGUCACAAGGAAUCAUGGAGAGAAAGUAAUGGAUUAAUUUUUAUCUUGGAUAAGAAUUUCAAUGAAAGAUUACUUUUGGUAGAUGAAAAGCAUAUUAAAGAAAUAGCAGAAGGAGUUGGUGUGGAUAUUUCGAUGGAUUUCAUGGAAUUACCAAAGAGCGUUAAUGGUUAUGAUUAUGUUUUGGUAGUGGUGGAUCGAUUUUCGAAAUAUACAACUAUCAUUCCAACUACGAAGGAAAUCACAGCAUUGGGUACAGCAAAGUUAAUUCAUCAACAUGUGUUCUCAUUGUUUGGAUUACCGUUAUCAAUUGUAAGCGAUCGUGAUACUCGCUUUACAAGUGAACUGUGGUUAGAACUCUUUAAGAAGCUAUCGUUGGAGUUCAAAGACAAGUGGGAUGAAGAGAUUAAGAAUAUUCAAUUCGCGAUCAAUUCAACCUAUAAUUCAACAAUCAAACUAUCACCUUUCGAAGUAGUGCUGGGAUACAUUCCUGUAUCGCCAAUUAACAUGUUUAGAAACAAUAAUACAUCGAAUAGAGAAUGGAUCAGAGAGAUGGUCAAAGACAGUUUGUUGGAUAAACAAUUAGAUAUGUUGGAAGCAGAUGGAACCAUCAAGAACAAACCGACUUAUCAGAUUGGAGAUUGGAUGUUUGUCAAAGAUGAAUUUAUCAAUUUAGAAGUUGAUUGGAACACAAACACAGGAUCAAUUAAUAAUAAGAAUCGUGGACCGUUCAAGAUCACAAAGAUAUUCAAUAAUGGUAUCAACGUAGAACUAGAAUUGGAUUACACAACAAAGCGACACAAAGUUUUCAAUAUUAAUCAAUUAGUACAAUUCAAGUUAAACAAAGACAAUGAAUCAUUAGUUAAAGGUAUUGAACCAGAUAUCAUUGACAAUGAAGAAGAGUUUGAAAUAGAACAAAUCAUUGGAGAUCGAAUGUACAGAAAGAAGAAGCAGUAUCAAAUCAAAUGGCUUGGCUAUCCUUUAGACAAAGCUACAUGGCAAUACUCAAAGAACAUGGAUCAUGCUAAAGAUCUUAUUAAAGAAUAUGAAAACAAUAAGAAACAACAAAUCCAAUCAAAGAAGAAGAAGUAA